Octodon degus (degu) is the source of this 818-nucleotide messenger RNA. It is a transcript of the gene Spacdr, whose product is annotated as chromosome unknown C7orf61 homolog. The transcript is spliced from 3 exons. Bases 179 to 802 code for a protein of 207 amino acids. The record is from RefSeq and is a predicted model, not a curated record. Lineage: Eukaryota; Metazoa; Chordata; Mammalia; Rodentia; Octodontidae.
GGGAAGGAAGGGCCUGGGUGGGACAAGGUGCCGAAGGGUAUGUCCCCUUGGAUUGUAUAUUCUGUGCUGAAAAUUCAUCAGCUCCCACAAGACCUCCCUGUUGGCUGCCACUGGCCAGUGUCUGUCCCUCUGCCCACGUCAAAGGCUACUGUGCACUUACCCCUUCAUCUCCGUAGCUAUGGGUGUGGCAGUGCGGUUCUUCAGAUUCGUUAAGCAGAUUUGGCAAAAGAUGACCUGUUGGGUUGUGUUCUGGAGAUGCCAAAUGAAGCAGACCAUCUUGAAACAUGCUGGCUUUAAGAAACGUGUGUUGAAGGAGGUGGGGAAGUCUCCCCCCCAUCGGGAGGCCUGCAAGCUGACUAAGUCUCCUGGAGAAGCUAAGCUCCCCAGGGAACAGCAGUCCUCCAAGGUGGCUGAGGCUUGUGUGCUGGCCAGUCCCACAGAAAGGACCCAGAUGGGGCUGGGCCCUGAGAGCCGUUCCCUGCUGCGUGCACCCCGGACAGCUGUCCGGUCAGCAUCCAUGAUCAUGUUCUCUGCUCUGCAGUCCAGCUGGCACAUGUGCCGUUGGAAGUCAACUGUCAGCUCGGCCUCCGUUUCCUCCCAAGUGAGGACUUCGUCCCGCCUGGACACACCUGAGGCUGAACUGCUGCGGGAAGUGUACCUGGUGCUGUGGGCCAUCCGGAGGCAGCUGCGGCACCUGGCCCACCGGCAGGAAAGGCACAGAAGCUACCACGUCAGGACCCACUCUUCUGCCUUGGGGGAACCAGUGCUGGAACUAAAGAAGGAUGCCCGAAGUCCCCUCUAAGGGCCCCUCAUUCAAC